Messenger RNA from Perca fluviatilis (European perch), 3769 nucleotides. Its product is annotated as NLR family CARD domain-containing protein 3-like. Gene Ontology annotation, molecular function: protein binding. Lineage: Eukaryota; Metazoa; Chordata; Actinopteri; Perciformes; Percidae. The record is from RefSeq and is a predicted model, not a curated record.
GGAGAUACCACUACUUUAAAAAAAAAGACCUUUAAGGGUGAGGCGAGUAGAAAUGGAGGAGAGAGAUGUAGAGAUGGAGAGACUUGAAAGGCAGAAGCUGCAAAUUGAAAUGUUAAGAAGUUCACCUGAACGCGAUAUUAACUUUAAAGGAGAGCAACCCUCUGAUGAAAAGAGGAUCCAUCAAAGACCAGACUCUGCUGAACCUGAACCCAGCUGUGUGUCCUUCAAGAGUGAUUGGUCAAAAGGUCAAUAUAUUGACUUUAAAGGUCAACAUUCCUCUGCUGGACAGAGGAUCCAUCAAAGACCAGACUCUGCUGAACCUGAACCCAGCUGUGUGUCCUUCAAGAGUGACUGGUCACAUGAUCAUCUCAUUGACUUUAAAGGUCAACAUUCCUCUGCUGGAAAGAGGAUCCAUCAAAGACCAGACUCUGCUGAACCUGAACCCAGCUGUGUGUCCUUCAAGAGUGAUCGGUCAUAUGAUCGCCUCAUUAACUUUAAAGGUCAACAAUCCUCAAAGAGAGUGGACCAGGAGAGUGCAGAGGUUCCCAGUAGUCAGUCUGCCCAGCAGCAUCAAACACAGCUGGACUCCAUAUUUAUGCUGCUGGAGGACAACAUCGUUACUUUUGUGAAAAACGAACUGGAGAAGAUCCAGAAGCUUCUGAGUCCAGAUUACCCAGAAUGCUCAGAGAGUCAGAGGGAGGAUGAUGAUGAAGAUCAGAGGAGCAGCAGAGAGGCAUUUCUGAAGAUCACACUGCACUUCCUGAGGAGAAUGAAGCAGGACGAGCUGGCUGACCGUCUGCAGAGCAGAAGUCCAGCUGGAGUUUGUAAGCGUAAACUCAAAUCUAAACUAAACAAGAAGUUCCAGUGUGUGUUUGAGGGGAUUGCUAAAGCAGGAAACCCAACCCUUCUGAAUCAGAUGUUCACAGAGAUCUACAUCACAAAGGGAGGGACUGCAGAGGUCAAUGAUGAACAUGAGGUCAGACAGAUUGAAUCAGCAUCCAGGAAACCAGACAGACCAGAAACAACAAUCAGACAAGAAGACAUCUUUAAAACCCCACCUGGAAGAGAUGAACCAAUCAGAACAGUGAUGACAAAGGGAGUGGCUGGCAUCGGGAAAACAGUCUUAACACAGAAGUUCACUCUGGACUGGGCUGAAGACAAAGCCAACCAGGACAUCCAGUUCACAUUUCCAUUCACCUUCAGAGAGCUGAAUGUGCUGAAAGAGAGAAAGUACAGCUUGGUGGAACUUGUUGAUUACUUCUUUAGUGAAACCAAAGAAGCAGGAAUCUGCAGGUUUGAAGAGUUCCAGGUUGUGUUCAUCUUUGAUGGUCUGGAUGAGUGUCGACUUCCUCUGGACUUCCACAACACUGAGAUCCUGACUGAUGUUAGAGAGUCCACCUCAGUGGGUGUGCUGCUGACAAACCUCAUCAGGGGGAAUCUGCUUCCCUCUGCUCGCCUCUGGAUAACCACACGACCUGCAGCAGCCAAUCAGAUCCCUCCUGAGUGUGUUGACAUGGUGACAGAGGUCAGAGGGUUCACUGACCCUCAGAAGGAGGAGUACUUCAGGAAGAGAUUCAGAGAUGAGGAUCAGGCCAGCAGAAUCAUCUCCCACAUCAAGAAAUCACGAAGCCUCCACAUCAUGUGCCACAUCCCAGUCUUCUGCUGGAUCACUGCUACAGUUCUGGAGAAUGUGUUGAAGACCAGAGAGGGAGGAGAGCUGCCCAAGACCCUGACUGAGAUGUACAUCCACUUCCUGGUGGUUCAGGCCAAAGUGAAGAACAUCAAGUAUGAUGGAGGAGCUGAGACAGAUUCACACUGGAGUCCAGAGAGCAGGAAGAUGAUUGAGUCUCUGGGAAAACUGGCUUUUGAGCAGCUGCAGAAAGGUAACCUGAUCUUCUAUGAAUCAGACCUGACAGAGUGUGGCAUCGAUAUCAGAGCCGCUUCAGUGUACUCAGGAGUGUUCACACAGGUCUUUAAAGAGGAGAGAGGAUUGUACCAGGACAAGGUGUUCAACUUCAUCCAUCUGAGUGUUCAGGAGUUUCUGGCUGCUCUUCAUGUCCAUCUGACCUUCACCAACUCUGGAGUCAACCUACUGUCAGGAAAACAAACAACAUCAACACAGUUCUACCAGAGUGCUGUGGACGAGGCCUUACAGAGUCCAAAUGGACACCUGGAUUUGUUCCUUCGCUUCCUCCUGGGUCUUUCACUGCAGACCAAUCAGAGUCUCCUACGAGGUCUGCUGACACAGACAGGAAGUAGCUCAGAGUUGAAUCAGGAAACAGUCAAGUACAUCAAGAAGAAGAUCAGUGAGAAUCUGUCUGCAGAGAGAAGCAUCAAUCUGUUCCACUGUCUGAAUGAACUGAAUGAUCGUUCUCUAGUGGAGGAGAUCCAACAGUCCCUGAGUUCAGGAAGUCUCUCCACAGAUAAACUGUCUCCUGCUCAGUGGUCAGCUCUGGUCUUCAUCUUACUGUCAUCAGAAGAAGAUCUGGACGUGUUUGACCUGAAGAAAUACUCUGCUUCAGAGGAGGCUCUUCUGAGGCUGCUGCCAGUGGUCAAAGCCUCCAACAAAGCUCUACUGAGUGGCUGUAACCUGUCAGAGAGAAGCUGUGAAGCUCUGUCCUCAGUUCUCAGCUCCCAGUCCUCUAGUCUGAGAGAGCUGGACCUGAGUAACAACGAGCUGCAGGAUUCAGGAGUGAAGCUGAUCUUACUGAUGCUGAAGAGUCCACACUGCACACUGGAGACUCUCAGUCUGUCAGGCUGUCUGAUCUCAGAGGAAGGCUGUUCUUCACUGGUCUCAGCUCUGAGCUCCAACCCCUCCCAUCUGAGAGAGCUGGACCUCAGCUACAAUAAUCCAGGAGACUCAGGAGUGAAGCUACUGUCAGAGGGACUGAAGGAUCCUCUCUGGAGACUGGACACUCUCAGGGUGGAGCCUGCUGGAGUCAGAUGGUUGACACCAGGUUCGAGGAAGUAUUCCUGUGAACUCACACUGGACACAAACACAGUGAACAGAAACCUCAAACUGUCUGACAACAACAGGAAGGUGACAGUAGUGAAGGAGGAUCAGCCAUAUCCUUAUCAUCCAGAGAGGUUUGACUCCUGGUAUCAGCUGCUGUGUAGAGAUGGUCUGACUGGUCGCUGUUACUGGGAGGUCCAGAGGAGAGGAGGGGUUUAUAUAUCAGUGAGUUACAGAGGAAUCAGGAGGAGAGGAGACAGUGAUGACUGUUGGUUUGGAUGUAAUGAUCAGUCCUGGAGUCUGAUCUGCUCUGAUGAUGGUUACUCUGUCCAUCACAAUAACAGAGAAACAUCCAUCUCCUCCUCCUCUGUCUCUGGUAGAGUAGCAGACAUCUCCUCCUCCUCUGUCUCUGGUAGAGUAGCAGACAUCUCCUCCUCCUCUGUCUCUGGUAGAGUAGCAGUGUAUGUGGACUGUCCUGCUGGCUCUCUGUCCUUCUACUCAGUCUCCUCUGACUCACUGAUCCACCUCCACACCUUCAACACCACAUUCACUCAGCCUCUCUAUCCUGGGUUCAGGAUCUGGUCUGGUUCUGGUUCCUCAGUGUCUCUGUGUCCUCUGGAGGACGGAGAGUCUCUUCCUGUUUCUCACUGCUGAUCAGUUGAGUCUGUACAGGAUCACACUUACAGAAAUACUUCAGGUUAUUAUUAUGAACUAAUGAAUGAACUUUGUAUGAAAUAAUUCAGAAUGAUUGAACAGAUUCCUGGUGAACAUUGUAAACUUCUUCCACUUCCUGUCCUUUAAAGAUGGAAGCUGUGA